AUGGGAAGAAAAAGCAAUGAGAACUGUGUCACCAACCUGCAUGUGUCAAGCAUCUCUCCAGAGACUCUCUCUCCGUGGAACUUGGAUUCAGAAGAGACCUUUGCUGAAAAUGAAGGCCAGUUACCUGGGAAGGAUGGUGCGGCAGGUAGCAAAACUAACAAGAACCACCUGGGCACCCCGGCAGAACAACUGGUGCUGCAGCUGACCGUGUCAGAGCAUGCUCCCAGUAGAGUGCAGAACAGUAACCAAGGGGUGUUUCAGCUAUGGAGUUCUCCGGUCAAAAAAGGAAGUACCUUGGAUAGCAGGGAACUAAAAAAAUCUUCAGCAGAAACUGGCUUCAGUGUAGCCAACACUGCCAGACUCUUCUCUCUAAACCACUCAUUAACAAGCGGUCCGGGUUUGACAGACAGCAAGGAAGUCAGUGCUCAUCCUGGUCAGUUCAUGCCAGCAGGUCUCUGCUGGCCCUAUGCUGAUGGAGAUUUCCUGAAGGACAGAAGUGAGUUUCAUCUUAGGUCAUACUCCACAAUGGAAAACAGCAACAGUGACUCUAUAUCUGCUAUAAAUUGGAAUUUAAAAUACAGAAACCUCAGUGUGGAAGAAAAUGUCACAGAUGAGAGUGACUUAUCAGAAAAUGAGAAAAGGAUUGACUCUUUGCUCAGCUAUUUUAAAAAGAUGGACCUGAACUUAAAGCCAGAAAAAAUAGAACACGUGGAGAGAUCCUUCACAGAGGAAGCAAAUGAAGCGUCUGUCUACGCUGACUUUCUCCCUGCUCCUUUCAACACUCUGGACUUGCACAGAUUUGCCAUGUCAAAAUGCGAGAGCUGGAAGGCCGCAGUAUAUCCUCCAGAAAGCUCCAUCAAGCGAUUAAUAAUGCGUUUAUUGGAACUGGAAAGAUUACAACAUAUGACCAUACAAAGAGAGAAGCCAAGGCUACAGAGCACUUUCUCAAUAUUUUCCAUGGCAGAACGACCUUCUUCCUCUAAAACCAUUGCACUGAAAGCCAGGCCACCGAAGUUUCCUGACACAUUGACUCUACAGACCUCUAGUGGAGAUAGAAGUCGAGACAAGAGAAAAAACAAUUCCUGUUCCGGAAAGCCAGAACAAAAUGUUUCUAAAUGGAAAUGUAAGUCGAACUCUAGAUCACUGCUAAAAUGUUCAACCACCGCAAAGCAGUGCGCUGCUGCUCUCGAUGACUUUAAGAAUCCCAAAGGCUCCAUUCUAAUCCCUUGCCAGGAACUCCCACCCAAGCCUACUACUACCCAAGCAACUCAACCACUGGCCAAAGUGGUCUCAACGAAAUGUCUCCCACCAAGGUCCCCGGUUGCAGUUUCUCCCAUACCCCUAUCUUUUCCAGAAAAUCCAAAGGAAGAAAGUAAGGUGCCAAAAGCCAAAAGGAAACUUCACCGGAAAAGCAUACUACUGAAUAAAGCUUUCUACACUCAGAAGCAAAACUGCCUAUCGCCUUCUCUUAUAGCCAGAAGCAAGUGUUCACCCACUGACCAAAAAUAG
Arvicola amphibius (Eurasian water vole) is the source of this 1509-nucleotide messenger RNA. RefSeq names its product family with sequence similarity 217 member A (gene Fam217a). The record is from RefSeq and is a predicted model, not a curated record. The coding region runs from base 1 to 1509 and encodes 502 amino acids. Lineage: Eukaryota; Metazoa; Chordata; Mammalia; Rodentia; Cricetidae. The transcript is spliced from 6 exons.